This is a messenger RNA of Cryptomeria japonica (Japanese cedar), 830 nucleotides long. Its product is annotated as large ribosomal subunit protein eL31. Gene Ontology annotation, biological process: cytoplasmic translation. Gene Ontology annotation, cellular component: cytosolic large ribosomal subunit; ribosome. The record is from RefSeq and is a predicted model, not a curated record. Gene Ontology annotation, molecular function: structural constituent of ribosome. Lineage: Eukaryota; Viridiplantae; Streptophyta; Pinopsida; Cupressales; Cupressaceae. The transcript has 2 exons. The coding region runs from base 196 to 558 and encodes 120 amino acids.
UUCCUCUUUGCAUAGACGGACCUCAAACCAUAUUCACAUACGGUUGAUUAAAACUUUUAGGGUUUUGCAAUAUUAUAGACCUAGGGUUUUAACUGGACGGUUUUAUUUAGCCCAGAGUUUCUCCUCUGAAAUUCUCUUUAGGUGCGUUAGGGUUUCUGGGGCAGGGCAGAUCGCAGGUAUUUUUCGAAGAUCACAAUGGUUGAGAAAGGCAAGAGCCGCAGAGAAGAGGUCGUGACCAGAGAGUACACCAUUAAUCUACACAAGCGUCUUCAUGGCUGUACUUUUAAGAAAAUGGCCCCAAAGGCCGUUAAGGAAAUCAAGAAGUUUGCCCAGAAGGCUAUGGGAACAACUGAUGUGAGAGUUGAUGUGAAGUUGAACAAGGCCGUGUGGAGCAGGGGUAUUAGGAGCGUACCGAGGAGAGUUAGGGUUCGAAUCUCCAGGAAGCGCAAUCCUGAAGAGGAUGCCAAGGAGGAGUUGUAUUCGCUUGUUACUGUAGCGGAGGUGCCUCCAGAGGGACUGAGGGGUUUGGGGACUAAAGUUAUUGAGGAGGAGGACUGAUCUUUGUAUAACACGAGAUAUUAUAAUGUUUUGGGAAAGUUUGUUUUUCCAGUUCUAUAGGAGUAUUUAAUAUCUUGGAAUAUUGAGUUUUGUAGGAUUUUUUACUCUUAGAUGAUUUUGUCGGAGCUUAACUAGCUCUCGCUUUGGAUUAUAGCGAUUUGAAUGGAUUAUUUGUUGAACUUGAUGUCGUGAGUCUGAAUGAUGAAUGACAUAUUGAAAUCUAUGUACUCUUUCUGGAAACGUUAGACUUCAAGGCUUUCUACUUACCGAGA